AUUCGGUCACGUUCCGACGAACGUUCUAGGAGGAGUUCGCAAAAGAAGGUUUUUCAAAAAAUUCAAAAUGGCGGAAAAUUGAAAUCGGAGAUGUACGUUUUGUUCAUCAUGGGACAAGGUUUCCAACGUGAGACACUUGAGGUUCAACAUUUAUGGCCAUUUUUAUAAAUUUUUUGUUUUGGUUACUGUAGCGCCACCGUGUGGCCGAUCGGGGCGAGACUUUGCGCCAUUACAGACUGGUGGAGUACUACCAUCCCUCAAAGUGUCAAGUCUCUAGGCCUUACGGUUUGUUCUGCACAAUCAGUUAUAGAACAAAAUAAUAAUAAUAAUAAUAAUAAUAAUAAUAAACAACAAUAAGUUUUCAGCACUUUGCAGUUGAACUCCUAAUAAGAAAGUGCGCAUGAAAACUUUUCUAGUGGCUACAACUUUACUAAAAGAGACCAAUGGCAUCCCUAAGAGUCUGGUGUUUAGCGUAAAAACCUCCAGUUUGGAAGCACAACACAAUAGUCACGCUUUAGUAAGAUGUGGCUGUACUUCAAUCAUCUUGUUCCUGAUCUUGGUCCAAGACAUGGCCAUGCAUUAUUUUAUUUUUUUGUAGGGACGUCAUCAGCAGGGCUUCAUACUUUCUAAAUUUUCAGCUCCUUAAAGUCAGUACUGGUGAGAAAAUCUUCAUAUCGCACCUAAUUAAACCUCUUUGUAAGAACUAGAAGAGUCCAGUGUGAGCAGUAAGUGAAAUCACUCACCAGUGCUGAAGGUGAGGAUGAGUAACAGCUGGACACAGUGAGGAAUGCUGCAGGAUCUCAUGUCUGAGAAAACGACGACCCCAUCAGCACUGCACAGGUGAGCAACAGGUGUAUGGAGAGGAUUCCGUGUCCGAGCAAAAAGCAAUCACAUCACUGGAAAUAAACUGAAAUACAAUACACCAAAAAACUUUUCUUUAGUGACAUCAGGAUAACGUACCACACUGAAAAGCAAAACCUUCAUUGCAUUAGACUGGAAAAUUUACAUCCAUUUGUUGAGGACAUUCAUCACAUACAUUUUUACACACCUGGAGAUAGACCCUGGGGAGAUAUCAGUUUCAGACAGAACUCCAUUCUGGGAAAUAAUUUGUGGAGAUGUAACUCAGAUUUUUGGCUGAGGUUCCAGUCAGAAACAUGGCAAUGGUUCAGGGUUCAGAACUGUACUGCAGCCAGCCGUGUGGCUUCUCGUGUGAAGCACGAGGAACCCUAAAUUCAGCAGUGAUGAUGUGGUGGUGUGCGAUCCUCACACAGGAUACCCUUUACAGCCACAGAUAUGUUCAGAAUGCUUACAUGCUCAUACAUCACAUUUCUACAGUGUUUUAGUUUAAAACGCAAGUUGAUAUGCUACAGGAGCAUUGUGAAAUUCCAACCUGUAGUAGAUCCGAAGUUUUCAACUGGAUCUCACACUCACUCUACUCUUAUUGGGAGGAGCCUAGGGAUAUUUGCCAAGUCUGUAUGCUCGCUGCUGAUAUUUAACAACAGUUUUAUCCUUCUUGUGUUUUCCUGGGGAGUAAUGACGGAGAGAGAGAGAGAGAGAGAGAGAGAAAGAGAGAGGGGUUUCGACGCUUCCACAUGAUUAUUAAAGUUGAACUACAGUCCAGGAUUCUAAAUUCACAUUGUGGGUCGGAUUGAAGCCUUUAUCAGACUGGUCUGUAGGUUUGAUGCCCCUGUUCUAUCCCCAGUUUAUUUCCAGUGAUGUGAUUCUGCUCUUUUUGCUCGGACACGGAAUCCUCUCCAUACACCUGUUUCUCACCUGUGCAGUGCUGAUGGGGUUGUGGUUUUCUCAGACAUGAGAUCCUGCAGCAUUCCUCACUGUGUCCAGCUGUUACUCAUCCUCACCUUCAGCACUGUACCAGCAAUGGCUCCCACCACUGUAAAGGUGAAGCUCCAUCAGUCUGCUGACCUCAUCUGUAAACAGGAGUGUCCUGGAUUGUUAAAAUGGAUCAUGGAUAAGCAGCCAGAUGAUAUUCUGGCUCAUUGUAAUCAGACAUCCUGUAGCUCAAAGGAGGGAUAUAAAAUCUCCCAUGAUCAGUAUAAGAACGGGGAUCUGUCCCUCACCAUAAUGGAAGCUGAUUACAGUAAGAGGACCAUCUAUGCCUGUGAGUGCAGUAAUGAAGACAUCUGUCACGUGUGGCUCUGCAUUGAACCUGUGAUGUCAUUAGUUCAGCUUAAACCUGGUGAAGAUCUGAUCCUGGCUUUGCCCAUACCAGAGCCAGUGGAGGUGAUUUAUAACAGCAGUGAUACUUCUGGUCCACGCCAUCAACUAAUCUGCACUGUGGUUGGAGGAUCACUCCAGUGUAAAGAUGAAUACACACCGAGAGUAUCGCUCCGUUACCCAAACCUUACGCUGGCAGCUGUAAAUGUGUCUGAUAGCGGAGUCUACAUCGUCCGGGACAGGAAGAACAAUGAAGAUAUUCAUGUGUACAGCGUCUCUGUGGGAGAUACGUCUUUGGUUUGGGAUACAGACAUAAAGCAGACGAGUGUAUGGCAGAUCCUGAUGCCUGGACUUGUGGUGUUUCUGGCUGGUGUUGCAGUGCUGAUAAUUGUGUACCUAAAGAGAACCACAACGCUGGCAGAUGAAUUUACCACAGAGAUGGAACCAGAGACUGUUCUAGUGAAUGGAACUUUUAUCCUCCAUUGAUGCCGUAGAAAUCUAACAGCUGAUUGGGAAGAAGAAACAUUUAUUUUUACUACAUCUGCAUUUUUACUACAUCUGCAUUUCGCUUCCAUUUUCUGGCUUAAUUUCAAUUAAUAAGGAAUUAAACUAAAAACUGGACUAGGUUUACCACACGGUACAUCCUAAUCAGUCCAACGAGGCACCUACAGAGGAGACAGCCUAAAGCGAGGCAGGUGGAGCAAACCCACUGCUUCAUCAGCUGCUAAUCUCAAAACAAGGUGCUAAUUUCAGAGUAAACAGGAGCAAUACCUUGCUGUUGAACAUCCCCACUUUUCUGACAGGGUUUUCUACUAGAUUGUGGAACGUGGCUGCUGGGAUUCGCUUCCAUUCAGCCACAAGAGCAUUUCAAGACUUUAUAUUUAUAAGAAGCUGUUGGACAAUACAGUAAUUUUAGCAUAUUGAGGCACAACAUUUUGAUGUUAAGAACAAAUGCAGGACAAAAGUCGGGAUUGUAGUUCAUCUCAAAGAUGUCAGAGCUCCGUCCACGGUAGAGAAGUUCUUCCACAGCAAACUCAACAAACAAACAACCUGGUCAUAUAUAAUGCCAUUUCUGGAAGUUCUCGGGAAUAUUCUAAGACUCUAUUAAGAUUUCUCUUUGCUGGAAUUUAAGGGACCAGACCAUGAAGUGGAAGACACGUCCACAAACUUUCGCAGUUGUAGUAGUGUAGUUCGAAAGUUAACUAUACUUUACAAAAAGUUGUGUUUUGGAACCAUUUGAAAUGCAUCUGAAAAUACAUGCAGCAGAACGCUGCAUUCAAAUGCAAUUUUAGAUGAUUAGACGUAAUGAAAGACAAUAUCAGUUAGAGAUAAAAGCCCCAUUCCUGACAAAUUUUAACAUAAGACUGAGGUUUUGUAGAACUUCUAACCUUCAGACAUUCCUUGUAGGAGCACCGUAUUGUAAUAUCAGAGUACGCUGCUAUGCUUCAUCACUCAAAAACAUUCCCCGCCCUCUUUUUGUUGUUGUUGUUGUUGGUGGUGGUGUUUAAAGUACUCGUAUGCACAUAGUACAGAAUGAGGAGCCGUACAGAAUGAGGAGCCGUAACCAAACUGCCAAAGAUCACUCCUGUACAGCUGAAAGCAGCGAGUGUGAUGUUUAUACUGUUUAAGUCUUAGUUUCACUCCACCAGCAUUGUGGUUGUCAGGGGUUUUGUAGUGGCAGCGGUGGAUGCAAGUGCAGAAAUAAAGUGAAAUUUACUGUAUUUUUGUUUUGCACUUUACUGAAAUAAAGUGCAAAACAAAACAACAAAACAGUGAAAACAAGGAUAAUGAACAUAAACAAUGGAUACUAGGUAAAAUACAGGAGUAGACUAAGAGCUACGGGUGGCAUAUGGCUUGACAACGAGGUGCAGAAACACUAGAACUUAGAUAGGGCGUUAAUGAAGGUGAGACGAGACACAGGUGAGCGUGAUGUGCAAACGUGACUUAAAUACUAGUGCUAAUUAAACUGAAACUUGAAUCAGGUGCAUACAGUCAUGUGACGUGAUCCUGUGAAGUGCAGUGGCUGAUGGGAAUCGUAGUCCCUCGGCGAAGUCGGUGUCACCCUGACAGGUUAUAUUAUGAGCGUGCAGCAAGUGAGCGAUGAAAUUUUUGCUUGUUUCCAAAGAAGCCACAGCUGGGUAGAGCGUUGCGUGUUGCCAUGGUAACGCAUAGACUGACGGACAGCCUGUAGUAACUGUAGUAACGGUUUCAGCGUAACGAACUGCUGCUAGAAGUGGAAUGUUAUGUAGUGAACACAGACGAGUGCAGUGACGCACACAGUGACACGUCGCAGUGCUGUUAGCGUGAAUAUCAGCGCUCUCAGAACACGGCUCGUCCAAUCAGAUUAUUGGACCGGAGCUAACUGCUGCAUAAAUAUAGUUAUAGCACAUCUCAUAGAUUGUGUAUGUCGGCUCUUGCUGAUUCAUGGAAUUUGGUUGUAAUCUAGUCCAAAAACCCUGUGUAUAGGAUCAGGUUUGGCUUGAAUUAUUUUUAUAGUUUAGAAUUAUAUUCAGCAAUAUUUCAUACAACACAACAAGGAUACUUUCUCCUUUUCUUAAAGUAUUAAGCCAUUCAUGUAGUUAAUGGUAGAAAGCAGGGAUUCCUGGCUACUGUGUUCUCAGACCGAGUAUGAAUGCAUGUUUUUUUGGCGAUAUGGAUACUGGAAUGAGUAAACUAGAGAGUAUUAAUCAAUCAGGUACGUCAUGGAAAGUGUUAUUUAGCUCUGUUUCCCUGGGUACAGAGUGGCCAAUGAAAGUGUGUGUGUGUGUGUUCAUGCACUUAAGCUACUAGUCUUCUUCUUUUUCUAAUGAAAUGCAUUAAUUAGCAUUAAUUAGUCAGCUGUGAAGGAAGGAUAGAGGUUGCAGUGGAGAAGAGUGAGUUUUGUUUCACUUCUGUAAAGUUUGUUUUGAGUCUCUCUUUGUAAAGGACCAAUAGCGGCUGAUCAUCAAGAACAACACACGGUUUAGAGCUGUUAUUUUUUUACUCACUUAGCCAGUUUUCUGCUACUAACUUUUCAUCAUCAGAGACGUGGUGGACAGAGUGCACAUCUCUUUGCUGUUUAAAAGUGCUGAGGUGUGUCUUUAGAAAAACGAGCUAAAACUUUACAUAUAUGGAAAUAAUCAUAAUGUCUGUUACUAAAGCGUUUUAAUGCUGCUGUUAGGGAAACUUUUUCACUCCAGAGGUUCAGAGAACCCUGUUAAAUACAAGUAAUGUGGUCAGUGAGAAAUAAUUGUAGGCUGCAAUGAGGAUUUGCAGACUCUGUAAACAUAAACACUAGCUCAAGCAAGCUUAGUGAAAAGGAUUUUUUAAAAUUAUUUAUUUUUUGCUUCUCCUGCACUAGAAUUAUUUGGGCAUAUUGUUGUACUUACAGUGCUGUGCUCUGUUUAUGCUUUUAUUUCAUUUAUUUGAAGAAUGUGUCUGAUGUGUAAUUGGUGUUUUAUGUAUAAGUGUGUACUGUACUCUCCUCAAAGCUACAGGGUUAUCGGUUCGAUCCUGACCGUGGAUUACUGAAUGUGUGAAGUUUCAUGCUGUUCUCUGUGUGUCUGAGUGUGUGAAUAUGUGAAUAUGCAAAUGUGUGAAUAUGCAAAUUUGCGUAUUGAAUGUGAAUGUGUGAAUAUGCAGCUACGUGAAUGUGUGAAUAUGCAGCUAUGUGAAUGUGUGAAUAUGCAGCUACGUGAAUCUGUGAAUAUGUGUGAAUAUGGAAGUGUGUGAGUGUGUGAAUGUGAGAGUGUUUGUAUGGUGCUCUAUGGUGGACUGGUGUCCUGUCCAGGGUGUAUUCCUGCCACAUGCCUAGUAUUCCUGGAACAGACUCCAGAUCCACCACAACCCUGCCCAGUAUACAGGUGUUACUGAGUGAGAGAGAGAGUGAUUUUAAUCUGAGAACGCUGUCAAUAAGAGACUUAUGCCUUAAUAAAUCACAAUAAAAAGAUUAUAAAUUCUUGA
Pangasianodon hypophthalmus (striped catfish) is the source of this 6117-nucleotide messenger RNA. RefSeq lists its product as uncharacterized. Bases 1810 to 2661 code for a protein of 283 amino acids. Lineage: Eukaryota; Metazoa; Chordata; Actinopteri; Siluriformes; Pangasiidae. The transcript has 7 exons. The record is from RefSeq and is a predicted model, not a curated record.